This is a messenger RNA of Exophiala aquamarina CBS 119918, 2019 nucleotides long. RefSeq lists its product as uncharacterized. NCBI's taxonomy places the organism in Eukaryota, Fungi, Ascomycota, Eurotiomycetes, Chaetothyriales, Herpotrichiellaceae. The record is from RefSeq and is a predicted model, not a curated record. Gene Ontology annotation, molecular function: alpha-1,3-mannosyltransferase activity. Bases 1 to 2019 code for a protein of 672 amino acids. The transcript has 3 exons. Gene Ontology annotation, cellular component: Golgi apparatus. Gene Ontology annotation, biological process: protein O-linked glycosylation.
AUGGUGCAAAGCCCACCAAAAGAAGGGAGGGUGCAUCCAGGAUUGCCAUGUUUGGAUCAGAAACGAAAUUUUCCCAUCUUUUCCAAGAGACGGGUGCUGGUGUUUGCUGUUGUACUCAUCUUCACUCACAUAUCCUGGCAUGCUCUGGGAGGUGAGUAUCCAGUGCCAGGAGCUCAUUCGUCUCGCUUUCCGACAGAAUUGAGAACAUACCUCAAGCGAACCCAAAUCCCUGAAGUUCAAUAUACGGACGCCAGUGAUGAUGUGGCAGCAUGGAGUUCCCCCCCGAAAGGAAACGUAGUCGACAAUGAGACACCGACUUCAAGAAUAGUCACUGCAUUGAAAAAACCAGAGAGUGAUAAGAGAGCCUCCAACAAUGCAAACAUCCAUCCCAAGGACUUCUCGAUCAUCGGCCAGCAAUCAAACUUUGGAGGCCGGUCGACAGCAAAGCACCCAAACAAUGGCUCUCCACCUUUUCAGCGUCGAAGUGACAUGGAGGCCGCGCUCGAGCGGGUUAUCACUAGCCUACCAGGAGAGAUGAACAUGCGUGACCUCCUUAGGCCAGUUGAAGGAACAGGGAAGGAGAGGCUUCACGAGAUGGGCCUCCGUACUCGGUCUUAUCGAGAUUUCUUUCAAAUCUGGGAGGAUCUACAUCUUGCGUCGACCCCUGAUGGACCUUCAUAUGUCAGAGACGAUAUUGUGCAAUAUUUGACACAACUAAAUAAGAUGCCCGGCUAUGCAACUCAGGCGACGGGGAUCUUUUCGUCAAUGACAACGGGCCAGAUCAUUAGGGCUUAUGAGACUUACAAAUACUUCCUGGCGAGAUUCGGACAACUUCUAUUUCCCUACACAUCACCUUUCUUUGCGGACCAUAUGUCUCUACAUCUCCAGUUCAAGGCCGCACAACGAGGAAUAGUGUUGACCGCAGGGGAUGAUCAAGCCCAUUUCCUGAUGACUACAAUUUACUCAUUCCGUAAACUUGGCUGUACAUUGCCAGUUGAAGUGAUGUACCUUGGCGACUCUGACCUUUCUGAGGAUUAUCGUGCAGAGCUAGAAACCAUCAACGGUGUUGUAACUCGAGACGUGUCUCAGAUGGUGAAUGAUGAGGGUUGGAAAUUGGCAGGAUGGGCUAUCAAACCGUUCGCAAUUCUCUUCUCCAGCUUCCGCGAAGUCAUCUUCAUCGACGCCGAUAGUGCCUUUUUCCAAGACCCAGCAGUCUUGUUCGACGAUCCAGGUUACCGAAAAACCGGCGCUCUCUUCUUCAAGGAUAGGCUUAUGAUGCCAGAGUCUAAAAAGCGCUGGGUACAGCAAGUUCUCCCUAAACCUUUCUCGUCUCAGGUAAAGCAGAAUCGGUUCUGGACCGGGGAAAGUUCACACAUGCAAGAGUCAGGUGUUAUUGUGGUCGAUAAAUGGGAGCACUUUCUAUCAAUGUUGUUGGUCACUAGAUUGAACGGCCCAGACAGAGAUGGUGACGAGGACGAGGGAAUAAUCGGUGUUUAUGAUAUGGUGUAUGGUGAUAAAGAAACCUUCUGGUUAGGAUGGGAACUCGGUGGUGAUUUCAAGUAUUCGUUUCACCAGGGCAAUGCCGGCACCAUGGGAGUGGCCAACUACAGCACCGGCCACCAUGAGGAGAUCUCAUCUGAAGAAGAGGACUCGACGAUGCCCAAGAGAGAAGGAGAAGAACAAAGACAAGACCCCUUGGCCACACUCCCAGCAAACUUCAUGAUCUGUGCACCACAACUGCUCCAUCUCGAUCUCACAGGCAAGCCUCUUUGGUUCAACGGCUGGGUGUUAGACAACAAAUUUGCGGACAAGUCGCAUAAGCAAUUUGCAGCCUUCGAAGACUAUGUUGUAGAACCACACAAAUGGGAAGGGGAUGAUGCAUGGCAGCUGCAGCAAGACAAUCAAUGCUGCUUGACGACGUAUCCAGAGCUGAAGUUCGAGUUCACCAAGACUGAGAAAGAGAUACUCGGCAUGAUCAUCGAGCGAGCCAAAGACGUGGAGGCUGCCGCCUUGUCGUAG